AUGGUCAAAAUGCGCAGGACACAGCAGCUCCGGUCCACCUACUGUUCGCGUCUGGCACAUGGACGCAUCGUCUUGAUUGGCGAUGCCGCCCAUUCCAUGUGGGCGUCUCUAGGACAAGGCGUCAACUCAGCCUUGGAGGACUGUCGAGUGCUUGCUCAGGUCUUGGACUCCGCAGCAGAGGGCGAAGCGGCGGCGGCACAGGGCAUCGACGUGCCCGGGGCGCUCGAGGCCUUCAACGAGCAGAGGUUGGAGGACGCCACAGCGGCGUGCGUGCUGAGCGAACGAGGGAUGGGAGGAGCCAGAACGUUUCGGCCUAUGUUCGCGGCCCGCCUGUACCUGACAGUACUCCUGCACAAGACUCUCGGCCGCGUCGCCCCCGAGAUGUUCACGCCGCCCUCGAUAAUGACCGUCAACUCGGCUGACAAGAGAUACGGGGACAUCCUGCGGGGGGUCGAGAGGGAGGACGCCGUGGCCUCCGGGCUCUUGUUCGGGACCGUUGCGAUGGUGGUGGCCGCCGUGGCAACGAGGUUCAUGAGAAGGCGUAACGUGUAG
This is a messenger RNA of Ectocarpus siliculosus, 552 nucleotides long. The record is from the annotation of a GenBank genome assembly. Lineage: Eukaryota; Phaeophyceae; Ectocarpales; Ectocarpaceae.